Messenger RNA from Arachis duranensis, 948 nucleotides. RefSeq lists its product as uncharacterized. The record is from RefSeq and is a predicted model, not a curated record. The coding region runs from base 204 to 905 and encodes 233 amino acids. The transcript has 2 exons. NCBI's taxonomy places the organism in Eukaryota, Viridiplantae, Streptophyta, Magnoliopsida, Fabales, Fabaceae.
GCAUACCUCAAAAUCCGUUAUAUUUUAAUCUAACCUCUAUCACUAUACUAUGCCGUCAAUAACAACAUCAUUAUUCAUUGCUAUGGACUAAGCCAACCAUUAUUCCACCACCACUCUCCAUCAAAUUCAUCAUGAUAUUCUUCCCAUAGGCCAUAGCUAAAAUCAACUUACCUGAUCUUCCAUCUUUUAAUUAAUAAAUCCACAUGGCAAAAACCAAAAACCGAAUUUUCCUAUGCUGUUUUGGACCACCACCCGACGCAGCAUCCACUAAUAAUAAAAGGACUGAUCCAAUAAUCAAGAAACGGACGAGGAAGAAACGCAGCCGGAUUUCAUGGCUCAUCAUUCGGAUCCGAAAUACUUCCUGCAAAACGGUGCCGCUUGAAGAUCAUUACUCCAAUCCCAAGCCCAAGCCACCAAAGUCAACUCUCCGUCACAAUAAUAAGCCUCAAGCUCCACCACCGCCAUCGUCAACUCUGCCUCUUCCGCCGCAGCCGGCUACUCCCUAUUAUACACCUUCGCAGACAAGGCACGGGGCGAGCAAAAAGAGAGCAGAGGAGGACACGCGUCAACAACGAAGAGAGUUUCUGAAUGAUGAAGCAAAACCAGAGCCAACAGAAACAAUUACGAAGCAGAAAAAGUCUAAUAAGUACGAGCCAAUCGUGGGAAUGUCCAUAAUAGUGGUCACUCUGGUCAUAAUGGUGUUUUGGGGUCGCUUAUGUGCCAUACUCUGCACUUCCGCAUGGUUAUACUACAUCCCCCGUUUCAAGACGGCCACAACUGCUGCUUCUCAUUCUCAACACGACAUCGUCCAUGUGGACGUAGAUUUAGAUUCGAAGGAUUAUAAGAAGAAGGUGAUCAUGGAGGGACUUCUAGACAGAAAGAGAGGGCUCACUAGUCACUACUAACAAAAUAACAAACAAACUAAUAUUAUAUAAAUCUUCCUUUUCU